Rhododendron vialii is the source of this 1093-nucleotide messenger RNA. Its product is annotated as F-box protein At5g67140. The coding region runs from base 213 to 899 and encodes 228 amino acids. Gene Ontology annotation, biological process: SCF-dependent proteasomal ubiquitin-dependent protein catabolic process. Gene Ontology annotation, cellular component: SCF ubiquitin ligase complex. The record is from RefSeq and is a predicted model, not a curated record. The transcript is spliced from 5 exons. Gene Ontology annotation, molecular function: protein binding. Lineage: Eukaryota; Viridiplantae; Streptophyta; Magnoliopsida; Ericales; Ericaceae.
AAAGAUUCUUGAAUCUUGACACCAUGACGAAAACAUGACUCCAUCCUCUCUCUCUCUCUCUCUCUCUCUCUCUCUCUCCGGUCCCGCUUGUCUUGAAAGCCCAAAACAAGGGGCUGCCUCUCUCUCUCUCUCUCUCUCUCUCUCUCUCUCUUGCUUCCCCUAAUUCUGCUUUGGGUUUGUGGGUUUGUCAAAGCAGAAAACAUAGAAGAGAGAUGAGGAGAGAGGAAGAGGCGGAGAUUGACCGCCUUCCGAUUGACCUCCUCGCUCACAUACUCUGCCUCAUCAAUUGCUUCAAAGAUUUGGCCCAGGCGAGCGGGGUAUGUAGGAAAUGGAAACAGGCAGUGAAGCAAUCGCUGGCUCGGAGAGAGAGACUGAGCUUUGCUGGCUGGAAAAUGGACGAUGAAUCCACUACCCGCCUUGUUCUCUACGCUUACAACCUCAAGGAGCUCGACAUUCCAAGGAGUCGUUGGGGUUGCCAAAUUACAGACAUUGGUCUGUACCAAAUAUCUUCAGCAAAAUGUGUCAGCAACCUGACUUCAAUAUCUUUAUGGGGUAUGACAGGGAUCACAGACAAAGGUGUUGUUCAACUGAUUUCAAGAACAACUUCCUUGCAACACUUGAAUAUUGGUGGUACAUUCAUAACAGAUGAUUCUUUGUUUGCCAUUGCUGAUAGCUGUCCAAAUUUAAAGACUAUUGUCCUCUGGAGUUGUCGUCAUGUAACUGGGAGUGGACUUCUUAUUCUUGUAAAUAAAUGUCAGAAACUUAAGUCCAUCGAUGUGUGGGGUACACGGGUUCCCCUGGAUUGCUUCAUUGGCUUGCUUGCCAUCAGUCCAGCUCUCCAGAUUAAACCCAAAGAACUCCAGCUAAACAUUGAAAGGGUUUCGAUGGUGCCUGUAUAAAUGAUUCAAGUACAGAUUGUAUGUUCAUGUAUUCGUUGAUUGGACAUCGAACAUGUUUUGUACUGAUUACAUCAUGUUGCUUCCUGUAUUUUCCAUUCCCAUAAUUUGCAAGUGAUUUCCCUCGGUCCAUAUAUCUUUGUUCGUGAAAUAAACUUGCGUGCAAGAAAUGUAUUUGUAAUGGAGAUUUAUUACCA